CUGUGAUCGGUUGAAGAUUUGAAAUUCACAACAACAGUGUGGUUCGGGUGUAACAGUUGCACGCUUUCAUAGGCUUAUCAAACAUUUUUAAGGUACCUGUGAAAUUCUGCUAAUUGACACUCCACAGUGGUCUGCGUCUGAAACUGAGGAACAACAAGCAGAUAAAGACUCUCACACAACACCUGAGCAUCCCGCUGAACAAAGAAGGGAAGGAAGAAACAGCAACAUAGACAAACACCUCCCAGAGGAUACAAAGAGAAGCCAGUGAUGUUCAAAACGAUCACCCGCCUGCUUAUCGGGGGAGAGGAGGCGACCCCUGAAGAUGUCAAGUCUGGAGAAGCCGUGGAAGAAGGGUGGCUUGUUGUCAGUCAUCAAGAGGUGGGUUCAGCAGAGAACCAGGGUGCAGAGCUGACUGACACCCAACCAUCAAACUCUGCUAUUCAUGUAGACACAGUUGCAAACAUGGAAAGUGACAUCAGUGUGUUAGAUCCAGAGCCCACAGUUCAAAGCAGAGGCGGUCGAGCCACCACAGGGUCUGUUUCUCAGCCUAAAGCUGUGGUAGAAGUGACACAGUUAACCUGCACCCACAAGGCUAAGGCCUGGGACGACCGACACCACAUGUCUCGUAACGCCAUUGAACGGCAGAACCGUGUUCGCCAAGGAGUCCAACAUCAUUCCUUCCACCUCCAACAGCCAGGACAUCGCAACCUCAGCCACUGAGGCUCUGGUUGCACAACUGCAAAUGUUAACCAGGAAACACUCUUACAACACGCAUCACACUUAUUAAACACAUACUGCAAUACACACAUUUUCGGUUUGUGCAGAUUUAAGCUAUACGGCUGAUCUUGACGUAACCCAUUAUAACACUUGACAGCUGUUACCAGGUAAUAGGCAGCUACAUUAUAACUCGUACUGUAUAUGAAUUUGGUAUGAAGAAGUUCACCUCAUGAAAUGAGAUAAACCAUGUUUUCUUGUUUGUGUGUGCAUGUGAAUUUAUACACGUGGAUGAAAAAAGUGCAGCCUAUGCAAAAUAUAUCCUCUUAACAUUUUGGACAAAAUGAUGUGAUUUGUGUAUCGACAUGCAUUUACGUCUGUGUACUUGGUUUAAAACCUUUUAUGGCAAUAAAAAUUAUGAUUUUGCAA
Molecule: messenger RNA, 1143 nt
Organism: Siniperca chuatsi (mandarin fish)
Lineage: Eukaryota; Metazoa; Chordata; Actinopteri; Centrarchiformes; Sinipercidae
Gene: tp53inp2a
Product: tumor protein p53 inducible nuclear protein 2
Exons: 4
Coding region: 268-720 (150 amino acids)
Source: RefSeq, a predicted model, not a curated record